Messenger RNA from Sorex fumeus (smoky shrew), 723 nucleotides. RefSeq names its product triggering receptor expressed on myeloid cells like 1 (gene TREML1). The transcript is spliced from 5 exons. Bases 1 to 570 code for a protein of 189 amino acids. Gene Ontology annotation, cellular component: plasma membrane. Gene Ontology annotation, molecular function: transmembrane signaling receptor activity. The record is from RefSeq and is a predicted model, not a curated record. Lineage: Eukaryota; Metazoa; Chordata; Mammalia; Eulipotyphla; Soricidae.
AUGGCUCUGCACCUAUUGCUCCUGCUGCUCCUGGGUCCCUCAGGCCAAGGCUGGGCUGACAGUCACCCUGAGGUGCUGCAGGUUCCUGCAGGGGGCUCCAUCCAGGUGCAGUGCCACUAUGGCCUCCAGGAUACCAGGUCUCGGAAGGUGUGGUGCAGGUUCUUGCCUGAUGGCUGCCAGGCCCUGGGCUCCUCCACAGUGGACCGCCGGGCCCCAACAGGUGGCCGAAUGUUCCUCACUGACAUGGGUGGUGGCCUACUCCAGGUAGAGAUGGUGACACUGCAGAAAGAGGAUGCUGGGGAGUAUGGCUGUGUGGUGGAGCGGGCCACGGGGCCCCAGACGGUGCACAGGGUGACUCUGGACGUGUUACCGACAGUAUUUCCAUCAGACUCAGUUGCUGAGCCGAAAGAUGAGAUGGGAAAGGAAGAGACUGUUAGGACUGGCAGCCUCAUCCCUGUGGACCAGGAUGACAAGAGUGUCCCCUUGAUUUGGGGUGCCGUGCUGCUGCUGGGCCUCCUCAUUGUGGCGGUGGUGCUGCUUGCAGUAGUCAUCAGAAAGAGAGAGGUCUAAAUAUCAGAGAACUCUUCGGUUAAAGGAUGAAAGAGACAGCCCAACAAGUACCAUAGAAACGACUGAGCACACUCACCUUGCUGGAGAAUGGUGCCAUCUGCAUUUACUGGCUGAUAGACAAUGGUCUGCCCUUCAGCAGUCUGGGCCACUUGU